Molecule: messenger RNA, 500 nt
Organism: Nicotiana tabacum (common tobacco)
Lineage: Eukaryota; Viridiplantae; Streptophyta; Magnoliopsida; Solanales; Solanaceae
Source: RefSeq, a predicted model, not a curated record
UGUUGAUAUAAAAGAAGCGCUCAUUAAUUAUGUGUGCAGGGAUGCCUGGGAUGACAGCUUAUGCUGGUUUUCAUGAGGUUUGCUCCCCCAAGAAGGGGGAAACUGUCUUUGUUUCAGCUGCAUCUGGAGCAGUUGGUCAGCUCGUUGGGCAAUUUGCAAAGAUGCUGGGUUGCUACGUUGUUGGUAGUGCUGGAAGCAAAGAAAAGGUUGAUCUGUUGAAGAGCAAAUUUGGGUUUGACGAAGCUUUUAACUAUAAAGAGGAGCAGGAUUUAAGUGCAGCUUUGAAGAGGUGAGUAAUCUUACUUCCUGCUAGAAAACAAUCUACCUAUUGUACAAACAUGGCCUGGUGUUAGAGAAGCAGUUAGCAACAGCUUUUCCUGUUCACGUAAAAGGAUUCAUCGAUAUUUACAUAGAAUGAUAUUUAUUCCUUGAACUGAAAACUGGGAUCCACUGCUAACUGGCUAGAUCUGGAAGUCCCAAAGUAAAGAUGUUCAGUGAAA